UUCGCUAGUGUAUCCAGUCAAAAAGAUCGAUGACGAUUGAUCGUACCAUACUGAUCGUAACGUUCUUGGUUCUUACGAAAACCGCCGUUUCUCAGGACACUAAUCCGAUGGAGCUGUGCAGGGACGUGUUCGUGAGGUUCAUGCCGUGCAUGGGGUUCGUCGAGGGAGUGUACCAGCAACCUUCUCCAGAAUGCUGCAGAGGCGUGAGCCACUUGAACCACGGCGUCAAGAUAACCCCUCCAGGAUCGAGAGAGGAACAUAGAGAGGUAGAGAGAGUGUGUGUGUGCAUAGAGAUAAUGGCAAAUGCAAAUCACCUUCCUUUUCUCCCCAACGCCAUUAGUAACCUUCCCCUCCGUUGUUCUCUUACUCUCAGCUUUCCCAUCUCCGUUGCUAUGGACUGUUCUCGGUUAAGUGCCAAGAAUCUCGACGCUGAAGGAUUAAAUUAAUUGCAAGGAUAUACAUAUAUAUAUAUAUAUAUAUAUAUAUAUAUAUAUAUAUCCUAAUGGGAAGCCUUGUAACAGCAAUAUAUAGUUAAAAGGAUAUGUACUUGAGUUUAUUGUAAUGGUGCCUAGCUAGUGUAACACAAGUAAAUAGAAUUUAAUUUCCGUAAGUGAUUACACAACCGUUGUUUAUGGAUAAAAGUGGGCAUUGUCCAUUAAGA
Messenger RNA from Camelina sativa (false flax), 661 nucleotides. The record is from RefSeq and is a predicted model, not a curated record. NCBI's taxonomy places the organism in Eukaryota, Viridiplantae, Streptophyta, Magnoliopsida, Brassicales, Brassicaceae.